UUUACAAUUUAAUUCCCCCUACAGACCAAAUGGUACAGUCUGCACAGUCUGUUUCCGGCCCUCGGUUGCUAUCAUAGACCGUUAUACAGUCCAUGGUUGCUAUGAGGCAGAGAACACCUGAACGCUGGAAAUAAGCUACAACGCAGGUAAACGCCAUGCGUCACACCUGUCGUCACUUUAACGCGUUAUAAAAGAUCUACUAUAGUCAUUUUGGUUCCGGAGGACAUUUCGGUGGAUGUUUCUGUUCAGGGCGGUAAGACAGAAAAGCAUGCUUAGAAAGAUCAUUAGUUACUUCCACGGUUUACGGUUACUUUUCCCUCUGGAUAACAAUGGCCGCCGAGUGUACUGAAGAGGCGAUUCUGGACUUUGUCAAGAAGAACGGGGGCAAAGUGAAAAACACGGAUUUAAUUGAGCAUUUUAAAGUGGUGUUCCCGGAGGACCCGGAGAAGAAAACGGUCGUCCGUACGACAUUUAAAAACUACGUUGACCACAUUGCGUAUGUAAAAACUGAGAGCGGAGUUAAAUAUGUCUGUCUGAGAAAAAGGUUCCGCGGGGCAGAGGAGGCGAAUUGCCCGGAGAGAGAGUUAAACCAAGAGGGACUCGUUAAGCCGUAUCACACGGACCGAGCGGGCGGGGAGGUGCAACAGCAAACCCUACCUGGCUCAGGUUACGGAAAUGACAGCCAGGUGACAGUUCCGCAUGCUUUCUCCACUGCUACAACUAAUUCCCCGGACAAGACCGGCGACAAGGGUCUGUGUCAUGUCCGUUUAGUGGAGGUGGACAGCCACUCAAGGGAGAUGGGAAACAGAGGAAGCCUCCACAGGGAGCAGAAGGCGUCCAAGAAGAGUGUUGGGCCGUCUCCUCCUCGCAUACCAGAGGUUGCAGUGACUGAAGCUUUGCCUCUCCCCGCAGCAGAGGGAUGGGUGUUCAACCUGCCCGGGCCUGCACAAACUGGUCCUACAGGACCGGAGCAGGCAGCUGGACUCAGGCCCAGAGACACACCCGCCACCGAGUCUCUCUCACGGGAAGAAGCAGGGCAGAGUCCAAACUCUACAGGGGACACGCACAGAGUGUCUGAGAGAGAAGGAAGACCCUUCCUGCAGGUCAUGAUGGAGCGCUCCCCGAGGGUGAGGCGCAGCGGUGUGUUCAGCAACUCGGCGUCCAUGUCCUCCCGAAACGACGGCGAUGCCUCCUCCGUGGCCUCCUCCAACCCGGACGACGACAGGGCCUCCGCCACUCUGGACCCGCUGGAACACGAGUGGAUGCUGUGCGCUUCAGACGGCGAAUGGGCCAGCUUGUACCAGCUCCUCGCUGAGGAGCCCAGCCUCAUCCUGAGGAAGGAUUUCGUCACGGGCUUCACGUGCCUGCACUGGGCGGCCAAGCAGGGCAAGCCGGAGCUCAUCGCGCUCAUCAUCAACUUCGCCAAACAGCACAACGUCCCCGCCAGUGUCGACGUCCGGUCGAGCAGCGGCUACACGCCGUUGCACGUUGCCGCCAUGCACAGCCACAUGGAGGUGGUGAAGCUGCUGGUGGGCGCCUACAGCGCAGACGUAGACAUCCGGGACUACAGCGGGAGGAAGGCCUGCCAAUACCUCACGGACAACGUGAGCAUGGACAUACGGGACAUCGUCGGAGCGUACGAGCGCUCAAACGCUGAAGACGAGGGACGCAGGGGCGCGGGAAGACGCUGGAGCGUCUCCAGGGUUCUCCAGUCACACCUGAAGCCACUUGGCGACUCUGUAGACUGGGGGGGCGAGAGAGAGAACCCCUUCAGGAGGAAGUCCUCGCUUUACAGGAUGAAGCCCACACUGCAGAAGCUCCGCUCAAGGACGUCACAUAUCGUCCACAGCACGUCAUUCCGGGACACAGAGGAGACGGACGGGUCCGCAAAGGCUUCCUUUAAGUCCAGACCCAAGACCCAUUUCUUUGGGUGAGAUCAUGAAAUCUAAUCCCCAGUGCCACGUGGAUGCAAAAUUCUGCAGAUGUUAAACAAAUUUAAAAAAAACUAAACUGAAACUAGCAGACCCGAGGAGAACAGUCUGCUGAAGUAAGCAGAAUUGAAACAAUUAAACAAGUUUAAAAAUGGAAAUGAAACCAGCAGACCCAAGUGUAUAUUUAAAAAAAAAAA
This is a messenger RNA of Etheostoma cragini (Arkansas darter), 2128 nucleotides long. RefSeq names its product sosondowah ankyrin repeat domain family Cb (gene sowahcb). The record is from RefSeq and is a predicted model, not a curated record. Gene Ontology annotation, molecular function: protein binding. NCBI's taxonomy places the organism in Eukaryota, Metazoa, Chordata, Actinopteri, Perciformes, Percidae. The coding region runs from base 330 to 1934 and encodes 534 amino acids. The transcript has 2 exons.